AUGAGUAGGCGGUCUCUCAUGCCGUCUUAUUCACUCCAACAGCAACAAUGUUCUCGGACCACAAAUUACAAUGACCGAGGUCAUCAAGUACAAAUGUUUAGAAAAAAUAAUGUUCAACAUCCAAAAGUAGCACCGGAUCCUCAUCGGAACAACAUGAAACCAGCCGAAGUUACUCCGAAAAGAGAUUAUCCUGAGGUGGAAGAGGACGCCGAUGAAAUGCAGGAUUUUGACAAUGAUUCGACAGUCAGACUUGUUCAGCAGCAGCAGAAAGACCAAGACAGCAAGCUCACAGGUUCAAUUUGA
Didymodactylos carnosus is the source of this 303-nucleotide messenger RNA. Lineage: Eukaryota; Metazoa; Rotifera; Eurotatoria; Philodinida; Philodinidae. The record is from the annotation of a GenBank genome assembly.